UCCAAUCGCCACAAAGUCCCAGAAUCCUCCGCGCUGCUUGGCGAGAAGGUGACAGGGGACGGCGAAAAUGGCCUCUGCCUAUCUUACUCACCAGCAGAAAGUGUUGCGGCUUUACAAGAAAUCACUUAGACAUCUCGAGUCAUGGUGCAUCUUUAGAGACAAAUACCGGUUCUACGCCUGCAUGCUGCGGGCUCGCUUCGAUGAGAACAAGAAUGAGAAGGACAUGGUGAAGGCCACGGUGAUGCUGAAGGCGGGAGAGGAGGAGUUCUGGGCCAACCAACAUCCCCAGCCCUACAUCUUCCCCGACUCUCCUGGAGGGACCUCCUACGAGAGAUAUGAGUGCUACAAGGUCCCAGAGUGGCUGCUGGACCACUGGCACCCCUCAGAGAAGGCCAUGUACCCUGACUACUUCUCCAAGAGAGAGCAGUGGAAGAAACUGAGAAUGCAGAGCUGGGACAAAGAGGUCGCCCAGCUGCAGGCUGAAACACAAGCUGGUGGCCCCAAGACCGAAGCCCUCCCUCCUGCCCGCAAGGAGGGCGACCUCCCCCCUCUGUGGUGGCAGUACGUCACCCGCCCCAGGGAGCGCCCCACAUAAACACCCUCCACCUCCUGGGUCACCCCCGCAGUCUGAGGAGAUAUUAUCUCUAUCACACAACAGCAGCACCAAGACUGGCUGCGCUCUGAAUUACCAUCUGUCUGUAAAGAAUGUUUUAUUAGUAAUUUCUGAGGCGGUUCACCUGUGCAGGUUGCAUGGCUGAGAAAACGACCUGCUUGAAUUCACACUGAUUGUUCAGUAGUUAGUUUAAGGAGGUUGGUGACUUUGAGAAGCCUGUAGAUGUGUCACUAAAUACCUGUAACUGUUCCAAUAAAUAUGUAUGAUGAAAA
This is a messenger RNA of Siniperca chuatsi (mandarin fish), 885 nucleotides long. RefSeq names its product NADH:ubiquinone oxidoreductase subunit B9 (gene ndufb9). NCBI's taxonomy places the organism in Eukaryota, Metazoa, Chordata, Actinopteri, Centrarchiformes, Sinipercidae. The record is from RefSeq and is a predicted model, not a curated record. The transcript is spliced from 4 exons. Gene Ontology annotation, biological process: mitochondrial electron transport, NADH to ubiquinone. Bases 68 to 595 code for a protein of 175 amino acids.